Periconia digitata is the source of this 221-nucleotide messenger RNA. Lineage: Eukaryota; Fungi; Ascomycota; Dothideomycetes; Pleosporales; Periconiaceae. The record is from the annotation of a GenBank genome assembly.
CAUACCUACAUACAUAUAUAGGUAUGUACCCAACCCUAAUGCUUUCCAUCCAACCCCGCAUUAGCUCCAUGAAUGUACUGCACCCCUUCAAGUGCCAGAAAACAAAAGCUAAAAGACAUUCCCCCGCGUGCCUGCUCGCGAUGCUCUCUCAUCAGCAUAUUUGUAGCAGUCAGUCGCUUGAAAUGGUGAUAUCCUCUUCUAAUGUCUUCCCCCGUUUCUAG